AUGAGAAUAAUAAACAUAACUAUCAAUUCUUUGGAUUUUAUUUCGGUAUUUGUGGUGCAUUCCUUUGGAGUACAACUUGGAAUGCUUCGGUCAUUGUUGAGUUCUGGUCGGCAAAUCGGUGAUACCAUCUUGCAAGGCGCUGUGAUAAAACGUAGUUUCGCCUCAGUCAGCACCAAGGUAGUCCCUACAAAGGUAGACAAGAGUGCCAUAGAAGAGGACGCAGAGAAGCUUGCUACUCAUGUCUGCAUCAAUUAUUUUAUCCAAGGUGAAGAACCAGGCCCAAAAAUACUUCCGGACUCUGAGUACCCAGCUUGGUUAUUCGAACUCGAUUUGCGGGCGCCUCGUCCACUUGAAGAUCUCGAUCCCGAGAAGGAUGGAUGGUUAUACUGGCGAGCGCUACGUAUAAGACAGAUUGAGCAAAAUCGACGCAUAGAGAAGUUGAAAACCAGAUUCUUACAUUUGCAAAGUAGUCCAAGCAUGAAGAAAUACAGCAAAUUUUAG
This is a messenger RNA of Necator americanus (New World hookworm), 501 nucleotides long. RefSeq lists its product as uncharacterized. Lineage: Eukaryota; Metazoa; Nematoda; Chromadorea; Rhabditida; Ancylostomatidae. The transcript is spliced from 6 exons. The record is from RefSeq and is a predicted model, not a curated record. Bases 1 to 501 code for a protein of 166 amino acids. Gene Ontology annotation, cellular component: mitochondrial large ribosomal subunit. Gene Ontology annotation, molecular function: structural constituent of ribosome.